This is a messenger RNA of Terrapene triunguis (Three-toed box turtle), 7817 nucleotides long. It is a transcript of the gene SBF1, whose product is annotated as SET binding factor 1. Bases 80 to 5722 code for a protein of 1880 amino acids. The transcript is spliced from 37 exons. Lineage: Eukaryota; Metazoa; Chordata; Testudines; Emydidae. The record is from RefSeq and is a predicted model, not a curated record.
ACAGCCUGGGUUUGAUUUACACCAUCUACGUGGACGGGCUGAGUGCAUCGCUGGAGAACGUCAUUGGAAACCUCUUGACAUGCACCAUCCCCAUUACAGGGGGAGCUCAGGGAUCACCAACGUGCUGUGUCUCUUCUGUGCUGCACUCACCGAACACAAGAUCCUGUUUCUCUCCAGCAGUUACCAGAGACUCACAGACGCCUGCCGGGCCCUGCUUGCGCUCAUGUUCCCUCUCAAGUACAGUUUCACGUACGUGCCCAUCUUACCUGCACAGCUCCUUGAGGUGCUCAGCACUCCCACACCCUUCAUCAUUGGAGUCAGCUCCAUCUUCCACUCGGAGACGCAGGAACUGUUGGAUGUCGUCAUAGCAGAUCUGGAUGGUGGGACGGUGACCAUCCCAGAGUGCAUUCACAUCUCCCUGCUGCCUGAGCCACUGCUCCAUCAGACACGAGAAGCCCUCUCCAUGAUCUUGGACCCUGAGCUGGAGGUAGCAGACUUAGCAUUCCCCCCAUCAACCGUCUCUGCCCCCUCCCUCAAAAUGCAGGACAAGGAGAUCCGAGCUGUCUUCCUCCGCUUGUUUGCACAGUUGCUGCAGGGCUACCGCUGGUGCCUGCACAUCAUCCGCAUCCACCCAGAGCCAGUCAUCCGCUUCCACAAGGCAGCCUUCCUCGGUCAGAGGGGGCUGGUGGAGGAUGACUUCCUCACCAAGGUCCUGGAGGGCAUGGCGUUCGCUGGCUUUGUGACCGAGAGGGGCGCCCCAUACCGAGCAAUUGACCUGUUUGAUGAGCUGGUCGCCCAUGAAGUGAAGCGGAUGCGUGCCGAGGAGGGGAGCAAGCAGAAAAUACUGCGGCACAUCAAGGAGCUGGCAGAGCAGCUCUAUAAAAACGAGAACCCAUACCCUGCAGUGACGAUGCACAAGGUGCAGAAGCCCACAGAAGGUUGCUACCUGCGCCUACACCAGAGGCCUUUUCCCCGCUUGGACGAGGGGACAGUCCAGUGGAUCAUCGACCAGGCCACUGCCAAGCUGCAGACAGCCCCGCCGGCUGUGAAGGCGGAGAAGAAGUGUAUGGUGCCAUCGGGACCCCCCAUUGCUGCCAUCAUGGAGCGCAAUGGCAGUGCCCUGGCCAACAGCGCCCGCCGCCUGGAGGUGGUCAGGAACUGCAUCUCCUACGUCUUCGAGAACAAGAUGCUAGAAGCCAAAAAGCUGCUUCCAGCUGUGCUAAGGGCCAUGAAGGGCCGAGCAGCCAGACACUGCCUGACUCAGGAGUUGAACCUGCAUGUGCAGCAGAACAGGGCUGUACUGGACCACCAACAAUUUGACUUCAUUGUCCGCGUGAUGAACUGCUGUUUACAGGACUGCACUGCCAUGGAUGAGCAUGGGAUUGCAGCAGCACUUUUGCCACUAGUCACUGCUUUCUGCCGAAAACUGAGCCCGGGCAUCACGCAGUUUGCCUACAGCUGUGUGCAGGAACACGUCGUGUGGACCAACAUCCAGUUCUGGGAGGCCAUGUUCUACUGCGACGUGCAGAACCACAUCCGAGCCCUGUACCUGGAGAGCAAUGAGGAGAACCACGUGGAUGAGGAGGGCAAGGAGGGGCCUCAGGAAGAGAAAUCUGCCCUGGAGAUUGCGUCGGAGCAGCGGAGGCUGUGGCCUACCAUGAGCCGGGAGAAGCAGCAGGAGCUGAUCCAGAAGGAGGAGAGCACGGUCUUCAGCCAGGCCAUCCACUACGCCAACCGCAUGAGCUACCUGCUGCUGCCCCUCGACACCAGCAAGAACCGGCUGCUGCGCAGCUCGGGGCUAGGCGACGUGGAGAGCGUCAGCAACAGCUUCGUCACCAACAGCAUUGCCGGCAGCGUGGCCGAAAGCUACGACACGGAAAGUGGGUUUGAGGAUGCCGAGAGCUCCGACGUGGCCAACUACGUGGUACGCUUCAUCAACCGCUUCGUGGACAAGGUGUGCACGGAGAGCGGCGUCACCAACGAGCACCUGAAGGGGCUGCACAUCAUGAUCCCUGACAUCGUGCAGAUGCACAUAGAGACACUGGAUGCUGUGCACAGGGAGAGCAAGAGGCUCCCUCCUAUUCAGAAGCCCAAGCUGUUGCGCCCCAGCCUGCUGGUGGGUGAGGAGUGUGUCAUGGAAGGGCUCCGCGUGUACCUCAUGCCUGACGGACGUGAAGAAGCUGCCGGAGGGAAUAUUGGGGGCCCCCCACUGCUCCCCGCCGAAGGAGCCAUCUUCCUCACCACUUACCGCAUCGUUUUCAAGGGCACCCCCACGGACCCGCUGGUGGGGGAGCAGGUGGUGGUCCGGUCCUUCCCCAUUGCCUCAUUGACCAAAGAGAAGAAGAUCAACGUCCAGGCCCAGGCCGAUCAGUUCAUCCAGAAAGAGAAGAAGAUCAGCGUCACAGCCCAGGUGGAUCAGUUCAUCCAGGAGGUGCUACAGCUGCGCUCAUGCACAUUCCAGGUGCUGCGGAUUGCCUUUGACGAGGAGGUGGCUUCAGAGAGCGCCGAGGUCUUCAGGAAGCACUUGCACAAGCUGCGCUAUCCCCAGCACGUACGUGGCACCUUCGCCUUCACCGUGGGCCAGUCACCCAAGCAAGCCAUGCAGCCCAAGGCCAAGGAGAAAAACCCCUCACUCAGCUCCCAGCAGGUGACCGAUAUGUUCCAGGGCCUGGCAGUGGGUGUCAUAUCCCUCGGGCACCUUGGCCAUUCAUCCACGACGCUUUCCAAGAACCUGAUGAAGAAUGCCAAGAAAACCAUUGGCCGACCGUACGUGACCCGCAAGAAGUACACGCCGCCUACCUGGGAGCAGCGCAGCAGUCAGCACUUCCAGGAGGAUGACGAGGAUGAGAUCUCAGUGUCUGAAGAGAUAGACAGGAGCACCCUGACCCCCUCCACCAUCAUCAAACCUUCAGACAAGAUGACGAUGAGCCACCUAGUCGAGCGAGCCUGCUGCCGCGACUACCAACGGAUGGGGCUGGGCACGCUGAGUAAUAGCCUCACCCGUUCCAAGAACGAGCCCUUCCGCAUCUCCACGGUGAACCGCAUGUACGCCGUCUGCCGGAGUUACCCGGGGCUGCUGAUCGUCCCGCAGAGCAUCCAGGACAACACCAUCCAGAGGAUCUCGCGCUGCUACCGCCAGAACCGCUUCCCUGUCAUCUGCUGGAGGAACUCCCGCACCAAGGCCGUGCUGCUGAGAUCGGGGGGGCUGCACGGCAAGGGUGUUGUGGGCCUCUUCAAGUCGCAGAACGCCCCUACUGCAGGCCAGUCGCAAACGGACUCCACCAGCCUGGAGCAGGAGAAGUACCUGCAGGCAGUGAUCAACUCCAUGCCGCACUACGCUGACGCCAGCGGGCGCAAUACGCUCAGCGGCUUCACCUCUGCGCACAUGAGCAGCGCGGAUUCUUCCGACAAGAGGCAGCCCAAGCUGGGAUCGCUCAUGAAGCAGGUGAUGGGAGGGAAGGACGAUGGGCCAGGCACUAUUAGCCGAGGAGGUGAGGAACGCCGGGCACAGCUCCCUGCCCCGCAGGGCCCUCGCCCAAGAGGCCGCCGCGCCAAGGCAGCUGGCCGUAGAGUAGAUGCUUCACCUUUGCUUCCCCAGGGUUCGCAGAGCGUAUGGGGCAGCCCCACGAGGAGAUGGGCCUGUCCUCGCUGUUGGGGGUGGGAGCCCAGUGUCUGGCACUCGGAUCACCUGGGAGCACAGCCAGCCGGGGUCACCUCACUCAUACCAUUCAUUGUGCCGCUCGCUCCAUCUCGCCCCGGGGCACCGCUCCUCCCACCCCUCCCAGCGAGUGCGGCUCGGGGUGAAGCGCAUGGUCUGCCACCCUUGCUGAGACGCCUUUCGUCCUGUACUUUCUCAGCGCUAGGUCCCAGAGCUAGGGUGGUCACUCUGUCCACCCCCAAGGGCGUAUCGGCGAAGGGCCGUGAAAGUCCCCGAGGCAAGUGGGGCAGCAUCCGGGCCAGCGGGCGCAUGAGCAACUAUGUCUUGAACAUGGAAAUCGGGUCCCGCCUGGCUGGGAAGGACCUGCUGAGCGCUCAGCACAAUGGGGCCCCCUCUGAGGCCAGCUUCCUGCGCCAGCACCGGGCCUCUCUCUACAUCAUUGGGGACAAGUCGCAGCUGAAGGGAGUGAAGCCAGACCCGCUGCAGCACUGGGAGGUGGUGCCCAUCGAGGUGUUUGACGUGCGGCAGGUGAAGGCCAGCUUCAAGAAGCUGAUGAAGGCCUGCGUGCCUGGCAGCCCCUCCACAGACCCCAGCCUCGCCUACCUGCGGACCCUGGAGGAGUCCGAAUGGCUGUCCCAGAUCCACAAGAUCCUGCAGAUCUCGGUGCUGGUGGUGGAGCUGCUGGAUACAGGUUCCUCUGUGCUGGUCAGUUUGGAAGAUGGCUGGGAUAUCACCACGCAGGUGGUGUCCCUGGUGCAGCUGCUGUCAGACCCCUACUACCGGACGAUGGAGGGCUUCCGGCUCCUCGUCGAGAAGGAGUGGCUGUCCUUCGGGCACCGCUUCAGCCACCGCGGAGCCCAGACCCUUGCUGGUCAGAGCAGCGGCUUCGCUCCUGUCUUCCUGCAGUUCCUGGACUGUGUCCAUCAGAUCCACCUCCAGUUCCCCAUGGAGUUUGAGUUCACCCAGUACUAUCUGAAGUUCCUCAGCUACCACUACGUCUCCAAUCGGUUCCGCACCUUCCUGCUGGACUCGGACUACGAGCGGAUCGAGCUGGGCCUCCUGUAUGAAGAGAAGGGCGAGCGGAAGAGCCAGCAGGUCUACAAGUCCAUCUGGGAUUACAUCGACCGGCUGAACAAGAAAACCCCUGUCUUCUUCAACUACAUGUACGCCCCCGAGGAUGGUGAGGUGCUGAGGCCCUACAGUAACAUCUCCAACCUGAAGGUGUGGGACUACUACACCCAGGAGGUCCUGUCCGAGGGCCCCUCCUACGACUGGGAGCUGGUGCAGGGGCAGCCAGAGCACGUGGAGGUGGAGGAUCGGCAGGACUCCAGUGCCCCGCAGACCAAGCGCAAAAUCAUCUGGCCGUGCUACGACAACCGCAGCCGAGUGGAGCCCGACGCCAUCUCCAAGCUGCUGGAGGAGCUGCACAACCUGGAGGCGGAGCUGGGCCAGGUGCCGGAGCGCUGGAAGGACACGUGGGACAAGGUCAAAGCCUCCCAACGCACAGAGGCCCGGCAGGAGGCCAGCAGGAUGGCAUCCAGUUCCCUGCUGAUGUCCUCCAGCCUGUUGCCCCACCGGCGCUCGCUGGGGGUCUACCUGCAGGAGAGCAGCGUGGGCUCCACCCUCAACCUCAGCCUGGACAGUGACACCAGCAGCACCUCCACCCCGUCCAGCGGGAAGCAGGGGGGCCGCAAGAGCACCAGCAACCUCUACAGCCAGUUCCAGAUGUCAGAGAGCGAGAACAGGUCGUACGAGGGGACGCUCUACAAGAAAGGAGCCUUCAUGAAGCCCUGGAAGCCCCGCUGGUUCGUGCUGGAUAAAACCAAACAUCAGCUGCGGUACUAUGACAACCGGAUGGACACAGAGUGCAAAGGGGUCAUUGACCUGGCAGAAGUGGAGUCCAUCACCCCCGGCACCCCCACCAUGGGGGCCCCCAAGACAGUGGAGGAGAAGGCCUUCUUCGACCUGAAGACGACAAAACGAGUUUACAAUUUCUGUGCCCAGGACGUGCAGCUGGCCCAGCAGUGGAUCGACCGCAUCCAGAGCUGCUUGUCGGACGCGUGAGCCUGGCUCAGCAGCAGCCCCCGUUCCAGGCACGGAGUCCCCCGGGCCCCGGCGCAUGAAGCAGAGGCAAUGCCCAGGGUUAGCACCUGAGCUGGCCCAGGCCUGACUGAUUGAGGAGGAGGAGGCCGGAGGCCUUACUCUCCCCCACUGCCAGGGGCCCAUCGUACUGGAAAGCCCCAGGCCCCCUGCGUGCUCAGGACAGAAGCAGGGGUCAGGGCAGGAUCAGUCUGUUACACUAUGGUAGGAACUGUCAGGCUAGGGGCAGUGGGGAUCCAUUCUUACAACCCCACUAAGCCUGUCUGAGCCACAUAAUUACUGGCUCCCACCCCCACCAGGACACAGGCCUGGGGUCCCUGGCUGGGCAGCGCAGCUCCCACCUCCGGCAGGACACGGGGCCUCGGGUCCUGGCUCCCACCCCCAGCAGGACACGGGACUGGGGUCCCUGGCUGGGCAGUGCGGCUCCCACCCCUGGCAGGACACAGGCCUGGGGUCCCUGGCUGGGCAUGGCAUUUGUCUGAGCAGUGCUCUGGUUCUCUUGCGAAUGCUGCCGUGGGGUUUUACUGGCCCUUUGCUGGGAGAGCACCAGGAGGUGCUGUGCAUUGAACCCCCACCCCGGCCGCCAUUGGGGAGCAGCAGGAGCUUUCCCCCGUUACCCCUCUGCACCCCCAGGAGCUGUCUGUGAACUUGCACAUCCAGUCUGUAAAUCCACGUGGACCUGCUGCCAGCCCCUUGGGGCACUCGGCCCAGGCCCUCUCGGCUCUGGCCCAGCCCUUCUGAGCGGCACGGCUGGGGGCCUGAGCUCAGGGUUAGCCUGCCCAGCAAGGCCAGAGGAGAGCUCCAUGGACAGUAGGCCAAGAGGACUGGGACCAUCCUGCCUACCCCAUGUCCAGCAACGGGGCCAUAUCCCCCCUUCCCCCGGGACAGGCACUGUCUCUGCUGGCACAGUGUCUGCACAAGAGUAGUGCCCCCCGAUGAGCCGCUCGGGGGGGGGAAGAGGGGCCUCCUCCCUGUCCUGCUCUGGUGGGAUGGGGUGGUCUCUCAUUAGCAGUAUUGUAGCUUUAGAGUCCGCUCCUCUUUUGGUCUGCCCCUGGCGGGGGAGGGGGGAGACUGAGGACUGGGACCUGCUUAUAUUCUUGGUCCCACCGUCUCCCCCCACCCCAGGAAACCUGUGCUCACUCAGGCUGUGGGGAGCAGGUUCCCCCGACGCAGCGUCGCUCCCCCUCUGCAGGUUGGAUUGCUAUGGGGCUUGUGUCUGGCACAGCCUUGGAGCCCCCAUUUUCCCUGCAGUGAGUGGGGGGAAGGGCUGUGUGGGGCUGGGCUCGGCUCUUGCUCUGAGAGGUUCCCUGGGGUGAGCUGUAGAACAGGAUAACAAGGCCAGUUACAGGGACCGUCCUGGGGCCUGUGUACAGGAGCAGUGUGGCAUGAGCCCCUCACCUACCAGCCUUGCGUUGGGCUCACCAGCCACGCCGCCCCAGAGGGUGAAGUGGCCAGAGCUCGGAGAUCACAGCACCGAGCUGCUGCCUUUUCCGUGUCAGCUCUCCCCAGCUUGUGCUUGGAUCACUGCAGCCCCAGCCCCUAGGCAGGCAGCGGCAAGUCUCCAGGCAGCCGCUGUACGCCAGCCGCAGAGCAAGGCCUCCACUUUGAGCCGGGACGUGCCCCAGCCUUGAUGGGGAAGGCAGGGGGCUCCUCACUGCCAUUGUGCUGUGGGGGCCGACCUCAGCUCCUUGAGAUCCCCAGAGCGCAAUGGAUCCAUUGUGCUGGGGUGUUCAGAGCUCAGCUCCUGACCCCCCCCCCCCCCAAUCUGUGUACCAGGGACAAGCUUGUACUUUAGCCCCCGCUCUCUACGACUUCCACUGAGCCCUCCCCAGCCCGCUUACUGCUGUAACUUAUUGUCAGUGCAAAGGUGGAAUCAUGAGACUGAGGCGAUGGCAUCUCUGGUACAGAAACACAUCCCCUUCAUCCUCCCCGGUUUGCACCUUGGCAAGCUUAGCCCCCAGCAGCUCACAUGCUAGAGCCGUGUGCUCGUCCCCAAACCCAGCGGGCAUCUGUGUGUGGUCCCUUGGGGCCCAGGGGCUGCCCGGUCACACGAGACCCU